AUGGCCAGGCUAUUUGAUCCUGAGCAGACAGUCCCCACGAUUGCAGAGAGUCAAGACCUCAUUGAGCGCACAUGCUACGAGGAGAUUAUUGAAGAUCAUUCUGAGCCUGCCCCUUCUCUGGAACUGUACAAGUUCUCUAAUGAUGAGUACUACAACGAAGACAAGAGCAACCAUAUGUUCUGCACAAUAACCAAGACCUUCGGUGAUCGCUCGUCCAUGAAGGCCACGUUAACAGCCCAGGAGUGCCUGGCAGCACAAGGGAAGACAAUGAGGGUGUACCUCAAGAUUAACAACCUCGAGGCAUACAUUUUUAUCAACACCGGCAGCAUGAUCAAUGCCGUAAGCUCCAACUUCGCUAAAGUCACAGAAUUUAAGCCUUUCCCAUUGUCAAACCCUAUCAUCCUACAACUGGGUUGUUCAGGUUCGUGGUCGAAGAUUCGCUAUGGCAUGCAGCUGCCCAUACCUAUUGGUCCCACCAUGCACAACUUUUACUUUGACGUUGCAUCUCUAGAUCACUAUGAUCUGAUCAUAGGGACCCAGAUCAUGCAGGAUGUUGGGAUGGUCCUGAACUUCUGUGACUACAUCAUUUGCAUAGGCUCCACCACCCUACAUGCGCUUGAAGGGAAAGAAGAUGGGCCUACCAAACAACAAACUCAACGGAACCACAUUCUGGGUGACAGACAGACGCAACGCUGUCCGACUGCCUUGUUAUCAUGA
Messenger RNA from Phanerochaete carnosa HHB-10118-sp, 717 nucleotides. RefSeq lists its product as uncharacterized. Lineage: Eukaryota; Fungi; Basidiomycota; Agaricomycetes; Polyporales; Phanerochaetaceae. Bases 1 to 717 code for a protein of 238 amino acids. The transcript has a single exon. The record is from RefSeq and is a predicted model, not a curated record.